CAGUCGCACUUGCGUUCAGGCAGUAGCCUAUGUGAAAGAAUGCAGAAAUGGGUGGAGUUGUUCGUUGUGAGAUUUUACUUUUUCAAACGCUCGCCAGUAGAUAUCACUUACUCUGCCUGAAGACAGAGAGAGAAGAGCACACUGUGACUUGGUUUGAACUGCACCAUUAUAAAUCAAUUGACCAAACAGUUACUUUGCGUUUCCAUUAGAUACGAGCUUUCUGUAUAGUGGUGUAUAUAUCGAAUGGAGAGCACUUCACAGAUUUGGCUGAACUUCGGAUCUCCUGUUCUCAUCUGCUCAUCCACUGAAGGUUGGUCCCUCUUGUUCUCAGUGGAAAGGUCGCUGCGGACUCGCGCCUGGCUUAGGGACCGCGUGAGAAUUGGUGAAACGCUCGAGAGUGAUAGACUUGCACCCGGUCAGGCUGAGUGAACAGGGGAGUUGUCCCGGGUCUCCCGCGCGCAUGGAGGGAGACGUAAUGGACAAGCUGGAUAGCAUGGCUGCGGUGUGUGACUUCGAUCCCAUUGCGGGAAAAAUCCCGGCAACCAAGGUGGAGAUCACAGUGUCAUGCAGGGAUCUAUUAGACAGAGACACAUUCUCCAAAUCUGAUCCAUUGGUGGUGUUGUACACUCAGGGGGUGGAGACCAAACAGUGGCGAGAGUUUGGGAGAACGGAGGUGAUUGACAAUACUCUGGAUCCAGACUUUGUCAGGAAGUACAUCUUGGACUACUUCUUUGAAGAGAAGCAGAAUCUACGCUUUGACGUAUAUGACAUUGAUUCCAAAAGUCCAGAUCUGGCAAAGCAUCCCUCCGACAUUGACGACUUCUUGGGGCAGGUGUUCUGUACCUUGGGAGAGAUUGUAGGAUCACCCGCCAGUCGACUGGAGAAACCUCUGGGUGGUAUCCUUGGGAAGAAAUGUGGCACCAUCAUCCUGUCAGCCGAGGAGUUGGGGAACUGCAGAGAAGUUGCCACCAUGCAGUUCUGUGCCCACAAGUUGGACAAGAAGGACUUCUUUGGGAAGUCGGACCCCUUUAUGGUGUUCUAUAGGAGUAAUGAAGAUGGGACGUGUACUAUUUGCCAUAAGACAGAGGUUGUGAAGAACACUUUGAACCCAGUUUGGCAGGCCAUCUCCAUCCCUGUCAGAGCACUCUGCAAUGGAGACUUCGAUAGGACAAUCAAGGCAGAGGUGUACGACUGGGACAGAGAUGGAAGCCAUGACUUCAUCGGUGAAUUCACCACCAGCUACCGAGACCUGUCCCGGGGCCAGAGCCAGUUCAAUGUGUACGAGGUGGUGAACGCCAAGAAGAAGUUCAAGAAGAAGAGAUACAUCAACUCUGGGACGGUGACUUUGCUGUCUUUCACGGUGGAGUCAGAACACACCUUCCUGGACUACAUCAAAGGAGGAACCCAGAUUCACUUCACAGUGGCCAUUGAUUUCACUGCAUCCAAUGGUAACCCGUCCCAGUCCACCUCUCUACACUACAUGAACCCGUACCAGAUGAAUGCAUACGCCAUGGCCCUGAAGGCUGUAGGAGAGAUCAUUCAGGACUAUGACAGUGAUAAGAUGUUCCCUGCUCUGGGGUUCGGGGCCAAGCUGCCCCCUGAUGGACAAGUCUCCCAUGAGUUCCCCUUGAAUGGCAACAUAGAGAACCCCUACUGCAACGGAAUGGAGGGGAUUCUACAAGCAUACCAUCAGAGUCUAAAGACUGUACAACUCUACGGACCCACCAACUUCGCUCCGGUUGUCAACCACGUGGCAAAGUACGCAGCGGCCGUACAAGACGGUUCUCAGUACUUUGUCCUGCUCAUCAUCACAGACGGAGUCAUAUCAGACAUGGCCCAGACCAAGGAGGCCAUUGUCAACGCUGCUAAGCUUCCAAUGUCUAUCAUCAUUGUUGGAGUCGGCCAAGCUGAGUUUGAUGCCAUGGUGGAGCUUGACGGUGAUGACAUCAGAAUCUCCUCGCGAGGGAAGCUGGCAGAGAGAGACAUUGUACAGUUUGUUCCGUUCAGAGACUACAUGGACCGGACAGGAAACCACGUGUUGAGUAUGGCCCGGCUAGCCAAGGACGUCCUGGCUGAGAUUCCUGAACAGCUCAUCCUCUACAUGAAGAGUAGAGGCAUCAAACCCUGCCUCCUGCCUCCACUCAAUGAGGAACCAGGCCCUGAAGACCAGGACCACGCCCAGACCACCCCUGUCUGAGCCCCAGACCUACCCCCAUCUGAGGCGCCUACCCUGGGGAAGGAGGUCGCGGUAGGAUGGGUGGUAGACUGGAUGGUGGACCCCCCUCAUGGAGGGAUGCAAAACGUAAAUGUGAAAAUGCUUACAAGGCACUUUUUUUUCUUUCUCAUGCUGAACAAAUUGAUAAGACUCCAUUUUGUUUGGCGUCGAGACUGUUUUGAGGGAAAAAGAUGAAGAUCAGGGAGUUUUCCUUUUGAGUUUCAUCUCCUGACGGAAGGGCAACGAGGGGGAUGAGAAUUGGAGAGUCACAGAGGAGGAGGAGUAGACGGGAGAAAAACAGAGCAGUGACGUAAACUAAUGUUAGACGUUGGCAGUCAGAGCUGUCAAAGUGGCGACGUAACAGGUAGCAUGUUUUAGACGGAGAGGGUGUUUUUGAGUACAUUAAUUAUUAGAGCGUGCCAGUUUGCAUCACGUUUGUGUAUAUGAUACAUUCUAGAGUGGUGGUGUAUGUUGGACUAAGGCAUCACCUGUAUAAUGUCCUAUCUAUUGUAAGAAACUACAGCAUCUAUUCAUGUUGGGGAUAAUAUUUGUUCUUUUAUUAUUAUUUAUUAAUAUUUUACCAUCACGCUUUUUUGGGGGGAGGAGGGGGAUCAAUGCUAUAAAUGAUUGUUAAUUUAUACUUUGAAGAGUACUGUAAUAUAAAGCAUGUGGUAGAUAGAAACUAUCCAACUGUUUAGGAAUAGUUGUAAAAGAUCCAGAUGAAUGCUUUUACCUUUUGGAUUGUGACAGUUUGUUUACACAGAUGAUCGGAUGUUUGUAUGAUCGUUUAACGUCAGGCACCCUGUACAAGACAUACUUACCCUAUAUAUUUACAAUAGGCAUCAACAAAAUGCACUAACAGUCCAAAUAAAAAGCACAAAGGUCAUAUUCAAUACAUAUAUUGAUCAAGUGAAAUAUAUACCACAAUUAUAUACUAGCGACCAACAGUUACCCCUCAAAGACAAUGGAAAGGAUUGCACAGCAACAAAAUGUCUUCCAGUUCUAGAACGUUGUCAUGAAUGAGAAUGAAUCUAGAAUCUAGUUUACUUCACAUUCUGCGUUAUUAUUGUUUACACAUCCCCUCGUACAACGACCAGAGCCACAUCUUCAAAAGGCAUAGUAUGUCCAUAGUAUUAGUAUGCAGCGAUGUAUGUCGUCUAGCUAGCUGCAUUCACACAUAUAUUGGUUGGUAUAAUCCUUCUCGUUGUAUUUUGUAUAAUCCUUCUCGUAUGAUGUUGUUGAUUCUGUUUGAUUCUUUCUUUAACCUCUGCACACCGUGCCAUGGAAAUUCUUAGUGUAUAUAGAGCACAGAGAAGGCAACAGAUGUUGAUGAAACACCUUUUGAUUACUAGAAACAAACUUGGUUUACCCUUUUAUCAGUGGAUGAAUUGUCAGAGUAGAGGACCUUGUGCAUUUCAGGUAAAAUAACAAUCCAAUGUUUAUAUCCCAGGACAAAUUAGUUAGCAACAGCAAGCUAGCUAGCUAAAUUGCUAUGAAUGUUUAAUGCUUUUCAAACUGUCCCCAAAUUAAUAGAGUUGGUUCAAACUUCGUUUUGAAUAUUUCAAACUGCGUGUCAUGAUCGCUCGCGUCUGGUGUGGAUAGACAAGAUCAACAUGCACGAUGGCGUACUCGGACAAACGCGCGUGCCCGGUCUAGUCAGCAUGUAAGAAGUCAUUAAAAUGGAGUCGAUAGAAACAGUAACUGCAUAAAGAGCAGUUGAUACAGUGUACAAUCUAUUUUACUCACUUCAUCUGGACUACUGAUACUGAUUUCAAACUUGCUGCCAGGGAUGUAUUGCCAUCUUUAAUUUAAGUUGUUGAUAUAUAUGUGACCGACUGGGGUUCAAAUCUGGGUUUCCUAUACACCACAAGACUGUGUUAGCCCGCUGAGAUAAAGCAGUUAGCUCAAGUAGCCAACGCAAGUCUUCAAGUUUCGGACAAGGUUACUCAUCGUGUGUGCGUUGUUCCAAAACACAUUUGACGUUUUUUGUCAUUUAGCAGACGCUCAAGAGCAAUUAUUGACAGCUUUUUCACCUAGUCGGCUUGGGGAUUCGAUUCCAGCGUCAUUUAGGUCUCUGCCCCAACGCUCUUAACUGCUAGGCUACCUGCCGCCCUGUUAUAUCUAGUCACGUUUAAGUUGUUGAUGUAGUUCCAUGUUUAAGUUAUUGAUGUAGUUCCACGUUUAAGUUGUUGAUGUAGUUCCACGUUUAAGUUAUUGAUGUAGUUCCAUGUUUAAGUUAUUGAUGUAGUGCCACGUUUAAGUUGUUGAUGUAGUUCCAUGUUUAAGUUGUUGAUGUAGUGCCACGUUUAAGUUGUUGAUGUAGUUCCAUGUUUAAGUUGUUGAUGUAGUUCCAUGUUUAAGUUGUUGAUGUAGUUCCAUGUUUAAGUUGUUGAUGUAGUUCCAUGUUUAAGUUGUUGAUGUAGUUCCACGUUUAAGUUGUUGAUGUAGUUCCAUGUUUAAGUUAUUGAUGUAGUGCCACGUUUAAGUUGUUGAUGUAGUUCCAUGUUUAAGUUGUUGAUGUAGUUCCAUGUUUAAGUUGUUGAUGUAGUUCCAUCUUUAAGUUGUUGAUGUAGUUCCAUGUUUAAGUUGUUGAUGUAGUUCCAUGUUUAAGUUGUUGAUGUAGUUCCAUGUUUAAGUUGUUGAUGUAGUUCCAUGUUUAAGUUGUUGAUGUAGUUCCAUCUUUAAGUUGUUGAUGUAGUUCCAUGUUUAAGUUGUUGAUGUAGUUCCAUGUUUAAGUUGUUGAUGUAGUUCCAUGUUUAAGUUGUUGAUGUAGUUCCAUGUUUAAGUUGUUGAUGUAGUUCCAUGUUUAAGUUGUUGAUGUAGUUCCAUGUUUAAGUUGUUGAUGUAGUGCCAUGUUUAAGUUGUUGAUGGAUUGUCAUAUUUAUGUUCUUGCCAUAUUGCCAUUUUGAAGGAAUAGUUUCUUGAGCACACAACGGAGCAGCACUGUCUCUGUCUUUUCCGUCCCGUAGACACACCAGAAGGAUAACAUUAUUGUCUUUUCUACAGUGGAACGACGUGCUUAGUUUCUUCUUCAAUGUGUUUAAAACAAACAUGAAAUUGCCACUAUGCCAAUGCAGUCCUACAAUAUACAGUACGCCCUAAGUGGUGCGUUCAGCAAGCCCAUUAUUUACUCACAGAUAGAUCACAGUAAUCCAAUAUCUCUAUCCAAAUGUGCCUAUAGUACUGAAACUCCUGCAUAUCCUGAUUACAUUUCCCUUAUGUUAUUUUGUGAGCAACAGUUCCCUUCCCAUAUUGUAUUAUUGAACAUAUGAUUCCUAAUGCCUAGAAUGAUAACUGUUUCAUAUGUACAGUAUAGCCAACUGAACAAAAAAAAAGAUUGACUAAGUAUUAUCAUUGCAUCUGCAACAACAUACUUACUGUAUGUUCCUUAAAGUUUGCUAUUACACUUUCGUAUUGAAUGAGAACAAUGCACGCAUCAAAUCUAUUUUACAAAUGUAGUGACAGUAUACUGCAUGUAUGGCAAAAAAAAGUCAACACUUGUUUACAAUUGAAUCAGAUGUAGGAUCUUAAUUUGAGCCAGUUUGCUACUGCAAGAAAAUAGUCAUGCAGCAACAGGAAAUGUGAAUUAAUAUGUGGAUUCUAAUAUACUUCUAGGGGAUGAUACAUUUUUCAUCAAGACUUCAGAAGCCUUUUUAAACCUCAAACGUUCUCCUGCAACAGGGCGAUCAAAUUAAGAUCCCACCUGUAUAUUUACAUUGCCUCAAGGUAUGAGCAAAUAUUCAUACUAAAGGAAGGAUGUUAUCUUUAUGUAAAGUUUGUUUUGAAUCUGUUCACUUAUUUGUUCUCAUUUAUUUUAGUUGUGAGGGAAAGUGAAGGUUGGUUAUAUUCCCCCCAUGUACAUAGACACUGUGAUUAGAAAAUACAUGACUAAUAGUAGUUAAUGAAAGUGAGGGUUUAUUGUUAUUUUUUAAUAAUAUUUGGUUAAAAUAUUUUUGUGUAUGGUUAGCAAAGCAAUUGAGAGAGAUGAUGCGUUUCAAAAUAACCUUUAAAACGAACUCCACUGGAGUCUGAGAUAUUAACAUAAGCCCCACAUGAAGACGACUUGGUAUCCAAAAGAUGUUCAGUUUGAAAUGAACCUCUUAGAUAAUGUGCAUGUUUGUGCCAAAAUGGCAACACGUUUGGUGGUCCCUGCUCCUCAACUCACCUUACUGAUGGCCUGUGAUAGGCAGGGACUCCCUGAGUGAGCCAUUUGUUGCGUAUGACGAUGAGGAUGAUACUGUAUCUACAAUAGAAACGGCAGACACGUAGCAUGUUGCAUCCAUGUUUUUCCCUCAUAUUUAGUUCCUUAAAUAGGUCAUGUUUUUGCUUCCCCUGGUCGCUAUUUAAACCAUGACCUAGGGUGUUUACAGCCUAGAAAUAGAAUGACAUGUCAUCCUAUGUCAUUGUAUAUCUAUGCUUUACAGUGUGUACCUCCCUCUUGGUCUCUGGUUUGCAUGCUGAUAAUGAAUAAUUAUUUUCCAAACCAGACAUUGGACAUAAUUGUUGUCAUUUCUGUGGUUUGUGAAAUGCUUUGUAAUGGAUUGCCUUAAUAAAGUGACUGAAGAUUAAUGAAAUAAUAAUAGUUGAAUGUAAGAGUG
Messenger RNA from Oncorhynchus mykiss (rainbow trout), 6813 nucleotides. Its product is annotated as copine-5. Gene Ontology annotation, cellular component: plasma membrane. Gene Ontology annotation, molecular function: calcium-dependent phospholipid binding. NCBI's taxonomy places the organism in Eukaryota, Metazoa, Chordata, Actinopteri, Salmoniformes, Salmonidae. Gene Ontology annotation, biological process: cellular response to calcium ion. The record is from RefSeq and is a predicted model, not a curated record.